CCCGACGGCUGGUUGAAAGGGCAAAGGAACAGGUAUGGCGGAUAAAUAUAAAUAAACGGUGAAUUAAUUUCACCAUUAGAAUCUGAUCGAGUCUCAGCUAUGGCGGAAGGAACAGCGAUACACCUGUAUAUUCAAUUCUCAGACAAUGAAAAGUAGUGGUUCUCUUGGUGUUCUGAAUCAAAGAAUGGCUUCAGUAACUGUGCCAUCAUUUUCAACCACCAUCAGGUCCAUCACUCUUCCUAGGGUCAACUCCAGAAGCUUCAACUUCUUGAGACCCUCAAAUGGCUUUCGUCUACUCACAUCCUCAAACUCUCACAUAAAGCAUUCUGCCAUUAGCUGCACCAAACUGAGUCUUUGGGAGACCUCUUCAGCUACACACGCCCCAACUGAAGAAACUGGAGAAAAUAAUUUGUUGAAGAAAACUGCCAACAUUUUUGAGACAUUGAGUUCUGAAAACACAACUGAAACAUCUGAAGCCAGCAGUGAAAAAAUUUACAGCUCAAGUAAUCAGUUUCAGUUACUCAAAUGGCCAAUGUGGCUUUUAGGCCCUUCUGUUCUCCUCAUUACAGGCAUGGCUCCAACAUUGUGGUUACCUAUAUCUUCCAUAUUUGUUGGCCCCAACAUAGCCAGCUUGCUUUCCCUGAUUGGGCUUGAUUGCAUAUUCAACAUUGGUGCAACCCUUUUCCUUCUCAUGGCUGACUCUCUUGCUCGGCCAAAGCUUGCAAUGCAACCUUGCAAAAGCAAGCCUCCAUUUAGUUACAAGUUCUGGAACAUGGUUGCUAUUGCAACCGGCUUCAUCAUCCCACUAAUCAUGAUUUAUGGCUCACAUAAGGGAUUCCUCCAACCUCAGCUAACAUUCAUUACAUUUGCAGUUUUAUUGGGUCCCUACCUUUUACUGCUCUUUGUACAGAUGCUGACAGAGAUGCUGACAUGGCAUUGGCAGUCACCAGUUUGGCUGGUGACCCCUGUUGUGUAUGAAGCUUACCGUUUGUUGCAGCUAAUGAGGGGUUUAAGGUUGGGAGCUGAACUUAGUGCACCUGGUUGGAUGAUGCAUACAAUUAGAGGCCUGGUGUCCUGGUGGGUUCUAAUCCUUGGUAUGCAGUUGAUGAGGGUCGCUUGGUUUGCUGGCUUCACUGCUCGUACUCGUCAGAAAGUGGCUUCUUCUGUUGAUGAUUAGUCAUAUUUGGCAUCCUCCAACUCUACUUGAAACAGUUAUGGAUUUGGAUGUCUUCAAUUAUUCUUGUUAUCUGUACUUUUGUAAUGUUUUAAGCUGUAAGUCUGUAGAAGAAAAGUGUGGUUUGAUCACCCCAAAUCUUACUUAUUUUUAUGUAAUAUACAUCUCACACUAGAGUAGAUACAGAGACAAGGAUUUCGACAAAUUAAAGAAAAAACAUGUUAUAUAUAAUGCUGUGGAUUUUGGGUAUCA
Messenger RNA from Cannabis sativa, 1426 nucleotides. RefSeq lists its product as uncharacterized. NCBI's taxonomy places the organism in Eukaryota, Viridiplantae, Streptophyta, Magnoliopsida, Rosales, Cannabaceae. The transcript has 3 exons. Bases 146 to 1177 code for a protein of 343 amino acids. The record is from RefSeq and is a predicted model, not a curated record.